CCCACCCGUUCUGCAUGCUACCUGGGAUCGACGAGAUAUAUUUGCCGAGGCUCAGGCCGGACUCAUUUGCUGUCGUCGUAUUUUUGCUUAAUCUCAGCAGUUUUCUCAAUCCGCUACCGGUCGCCUCAUAAUGGUCCCCACUCCAACAUGGACAAGAGCUUAGCGCCCAAUGCCGUCCGCGGAGGGGGCCAAAAUUCUGAGCGAGACACAGUAAAGGAGAAGAAAAGGAAAUGUGUUCCCUUGGCUUGCACUGCCUGUCGCCGGAGAAAAAGCAAAUGUGACGGAGCGACUCCAUGUUCCUCUUGUUCAGCAGUCUACAAGACCGUGUGCAACUACGAUGCAGACAAACCUUCCACUAAGAAACGAAACUUUGAAGAGCAUGAGACUUCAACGCCAGAAGCGCUCAGUUCGCUGGUCACUUCCUUGAAAAGCCUUCCAGAAAAUGAAGCGGCGACCCUCAUUAGGCAGAUCCAAGGUUGCGAUAAUAUCGAAGCACUGGCUAAGAACCUGCAAACCGUCAACCUUAACCAGGCUCGAUCCGACUCUCAAGGACGGGCCGCCCCCGCUCCCGAAAACGUAGUCAAGUCUCAUUCCGAUGGCGUCAGGCGUUAUGGUUCCACAUCAAUGUUUUCUUUCCGGGCCGAAGAUAUACAACAACAGGAAGACAAUUGGCAGGUACCUACCGAACCUCACCAUGGAAACCAGACCUGGACGGCUGUUACGACAGACAUUGAGUUCGUUUACCAUAUACUCAGGCUCUACUUUACGUGGAGUCAUCCAUUCCAUCCGGUUGGACUUAAAGAGCUAUUCUACGAGGCGUUCCAGGAGGGAACCACGCGGCACUGCAAUGCUUUGUUGGUGAAUGCAAUAUUGUCUUAUGGCUGCCACUAUUCAGACAGACCAGAGGCACGCGAAAACCCCCAAGAUCCCCGCACAGCUGGCAACAGAUUCUUCGCUGAAGCUCAGAGGCUCCUCCACUGCAUUGAGACAUCCUCUAUUCCCACGGUGCAGGCAGUUGCGAUUAUGAGCUUGAGAGAAAUCUCACAAUGUCGUGACAGUAGUGGCUACCGAUUAAUUCGACAGUGCAUGGCUAUGGCGAUAGAGCUUGGUCUUCACCUUGCUCUUCCUCCUGAAGAGGAAGCAAAGCUGGACUCGAGGGAACUAGUAGACCGUAGUUUUGCAUUCUGGGGCUGUUUCGUUAUCGACGUUCUUUGGGGUCUUUGUAUAGGGCGUGUUUCUUCCCUACCUAGUUCUGCCAUCACCCUGGACAAAUCUACUUUGGCGAAUUAUGUCGAGUCACCUGCAUGGGAGCCAUAUAAUGAUUCGACGGCCGCAACACCGGCAACGAUACUGUUAGGGCCUACGGUGCCCCAAUUCCUUUAUCACUUCGCAAGUCUUUCAGAAAUAAUGAACGAAAUGGUGUUCAUCUGUUACGCCUCUAAAAGCCAAGCCACGUCCGCAAAAGUGCUAUCAUGCUGGACGAGCUAUCAGUCCUGGUAUCAAACACUUCCACGAGAAUUGAGCCUAGAUGUGAAACAUCUUCCAACGCAUACGGCACCUUUACCACACGUUCUGCUUCUUCAUAUGUGCUAUCAUUGUUGCGUCCUUCAACUUUUCCACUUCUUUGCAAACGUCAUACUUAACAGCACCAACCUCAAACCGCGGGAGAUACGCAGUCAGUCUGCAGGGACAAUCUCAGAUAUCAUGGGAGUCUACCGAAACACGUAUGGUGUUCGCUGUGGUGCGCAGUUGACAAUGCAUGUCCUCAUAUGGGCUUGUAUCGCACACCUCCAUGACUGCCCUUCGGAAGCUGCGUCUCGUAAGCUUCUUCAGGGGAUAGAGGACCUCUACGGAGUAUCCACAAACCACCCGUUCGCAGCGGAGUGCGUCAUGAUCAUUCAUCGUUAUGCGCAAAAACUCAACAAGUCACUCCCCGUGGGCGCAUCACAUAUUAUCACUUCCAUACAAUUUGGAUUUACGAAGGCAGACAACAACCCUGUCGGGGUCUCAUCGAAUAACCUUUCCAUUGCAAAACCUUGGAGUCGACAAGGAAGCAAAGUGUAUCCACUGAGUAUGAAAGGAAAACUCGCAAUCGACAAUUGCGUCCAGGAAGAAACGACCAAUGUUCCGGGUAGCUUUGAUGUUAGUGCCUCUUCGGAUUCCAGCACGCCUCCAGUACUGCCAUCUACCGUGUUUUUCAAUCCACAGGGCGUUUUUCCAGCUUAUUCCCUAUCUCCAAUGUCGUUGCAAACACAGAGCUUCUCUUGGCUACCACUUGUGCAGCCAGAAGUAUCUUUUUUCCCUGGUUUGGAAUCGAGUUCUCUAGAGCUAGGAUCAUCUAACACUACGCGGACUGCCUCAACACGAGGCUCCAUGUUGGAUCAGAUACAGGGAUAUUCGAACAACACGGAUACGUCUUUCUACGAACAUCAUCUUCAAUGCAGCUGGCCACAAACCGAAUAUGAACACACUAUAAAAGAUCGAGCUCCAGAGAAUGAAUGGGAAAGUCAUUCCAAAACCAGCGGACGCGUCCCCGACCAAGAUCAAUUGCACCACGGGGACUACAAUUCCUGCAAGCCACACGAUCAAGCGACCUCUGUAUGGAGUGCCCAAAGCACCUCACAGAUUACAGAUAUGGAUCAUGAUACCAGUGUCCAUCGAACGUGUACAGGCUAUGCACCAAGUCAGUGGUACCCCUUAAGACCUGGUUGAUUACCACCAUUCUUAAACAUGCGCUUGGUAUCAUGACCCGCACCUCAUCUUUGCUCAAAUAAACAUUAAUCGGUCCAAUUUCGCCGCGGGGUAUUUGGGCCUGUCAUCCAGCCAACAGUUUUCCCUCCCAAGUAGCCGACCUGACCAACAACAGGUGCUGUCAGUGCUUCUAUGACGGGCCCCUGGAUUUUGUCGCGGAGUGUGACAGAAAAGUUAAUAUCUCCCCUGUGUUGCUUGGAGACAUUUAAAUGUAUGGCAUACAGGCCAGAGUCAUAAUGGAGACUCGAUUAUUGACAGCACAUAAUUGGUCAUUACUAUAUACAUCUAAGACGUGAGGAGAUACUCCAAUUUACACCGG
Messenger RNA from Aplosporella prunicola CBS 121167, 3070 nucleotides. RefSeq lists its product as uncharacterized. The record is from RefSeq and is a predicted model, not a curated record. Gene Ontology annotation, biological process: regulation of DNA-templated transcription; DNA-templated transcription. The transcript has 4 exons. Gene Ontology annotation, molecular function: DNA-binding transcription factor activity, RNA polymerase II-specific; zinc ion binding; DNA binding. NCBI's taxonomy places the organism in Eukaryota, Fungi, Ascomycota, Dothideomycetes, Botryosphaeriales, Aplosporellaceae. The coding region runs from base 148 to 2712 and encodes 854 amino acids.